This is a messenger RNA of Megalopta genalis, 6207 nucleotides long. The record is from RefSeq and is a predicted model, not a curated record. NCBI's taxonomy places the organism in Eukaryota, Metazoa, Arthropoda, Insecta, Hymenoptera, Halictidae.
AGAGCACAGCAGAACGGCCCUGAUCGUCGCCGCAGUCGAAGAGUGACGCGCUUCUAGAAGCCGAAUGUAUCCGUGCAAUGUCGUUUCGUGCCGCUCUGUGAAACAUGUAAAGUGUUCAAGCUCGGUGAUUCAGUCGGUGAUUACUGAUAUAUAUGUGCAUAUAUAUACAGAACAGAAGCAAGAAACAACGAGAAGAUAGUCAAGAAAAAAUGGUGUGCCGCCAGCAACGAUUCCUCCUUGCCGUCGCUCUUCUCUCGCACCUGUACAGAGACUCAACUGCUCUGAAACCGAAUCUAUCAUCGACGACCGAUCAAAUUAUUAAGAAAGAAGGCGACCGUUUGUGGCUGCAAUGUUCCGGCGAAUCGGAAAUUGUCUUCAUGUAUCCCAUUAACUCGACAGAGUUUCCUCAUACAUCAGCCAUCGAAAUAAACAAAAACCGAGAUAAGAAUGGCACCUACACGUACGAGUUUGUUCGACCGAAUGCAGUCUAUGGGGACACUGGUUGGUAUGGUUGUUCAGAUCACUUCAUCGAAACCUCCGCACGCAAUUAUUCCGACCCAGAAGUCAACUGGGUGUACGUUUUUGUCGAAUCUGAAACCGUUCGGUUUGUUGAACAAACAUAUUACAAGAGUUUAAUAGCCGUUGUAGGCGAGAACAUUGUUAUACCUUGCAGACCAACGUCGCCAACAGCAGAGGUCCAUCUCACAAAACAAGACGAAGAUCUCGACAUAAACGAUGCACCGUCUUUCGAUCCAAAAUUUGGAUUUACAUUAUACGACGUCAAACCACACGACCAAGGUUUGUACGCGUGCAGCAUCGCUCCUAAUGAAGAGGUCUUGUAUCAUAUAUAUGUAACGAAGAAAUACAAUCUGACUGAACCAACAAUUAUCAAUGAUACUUUGCGGCACGUAACAAAGGGCGAAACUCUAUACGUGAAUUGCACCACCAAUAUUCCAAAGGAUGUCGUUGACUAUACAUUCAAUUGGUCUACACCGCAACAGAGCAACAGAAUCAGUACCCGUGACUACACCGGAAGUAACGGUAAAAUCACGACCGAAUUAACCAUAAAAAACGUGACCUACGAGGACGAAGGUAUCUACCAGUGCAUAAUCAAGAGCUUUUAUACCGAGAAGAAAUCGCAAACGUAUAUCAAGGUGCUCGAGUCGAUCGAGCCAUACAUCAGCCUGACGACUCAAGAUCCUAACAGACAUUAUCAACAUCAUAUGGGUGAUCAAGUGAAGUGGGUUGUGUAUGUGGACGCGUAUCCCCCGGCUAAAUUAAAAUGGUUGAAUACAAACGGCGACGAAAUCACGAGUUCGUCGACGUCCGAGGAAUCUAAAUUUUCGAUCGAUGUCACAUGUUGCAAGCCGAUAUUGCGAAUAAACCGUUUGGAAUUCCAUGACAUGGGAGUAUAUUCCAUCCAGGCUAGCAAUCAGUAUAAAAUGGAUACAUUGAACUUUACGUUGGACGUAAUUGCUGAGCCAGUAUUGUACAUAAGGAAUCUGAACUCGUACUACUUACCUAAUCAGGUGGCAAACGUAGAAUGUCACGUGGCAGCGUUCCCGAAGCCGAAUAUUACCUGGAGUUACCGCAACUGUCCCAAAUUCCCUGUCUGCGAGAAUGGUGUCCAUGAGUACUUAACGCACACCACGGAAAGCGGAACCGUAACUUCCCUGGUCUCUACAGUGUCGACGACCAUUGAAAUGUCCGGCGAACUAAUCUGCAGCGCGUGCAACAUUGUUGGCUGCGGAAACGUCUCCGAGAAUGUGUUGGUUUCCGAUGGAGCCGGAGAAUUCGGUAUUGUUCCUCCAAUGGACCCGGUGGUCGAGGGCGACGAUUUGGAACUAAUUUGCGCCGCUUCGAUUUACAAUUAUACGGACAGCAUUUAUUGGAGCAGCGAAACUGGUCCAAUUGUAGAAUCUGACAGAAUCUCUAUCCAACGUGAGAAAACGCAAUUCACGUAUAGAUCUAUUUUAAGAAUACAGAACGUAGAAAUGGAGGACUCCCAGGAAUACAUUUGUAUGGGGAAGUCCACGGGGAAUUUAGUUCAGUCUCAUGAAUAUCAUUUGGCAGUGACGGCCGCACGACCGCCCGUUAUCAGUAAUACCAAUUUCAAGAAAGACACCAUAGUCAUUGAUUUGAACACACCAGGUAACAAGAAAGUAUGUCUUAAAUGCUUCGCGGACGGUAUGCCUAAUCCGAACAUCACUUGGUUUAAGGACGGUACACAAUUGGUAGAAAAUAACGAACGGUACAAGUUUUUCAACACGUACCAACAAUUUGAAAUACAAUAUCCGAUAGAAAUCGACAGCGGCGAGUACAUGUGUCGCGCACAGAAUCGCAUUGCAAAAGUAGAAGCGCAACAACGGGUCGUGGUAAAAGGGAAGGGAGUGCCGGUAGGUCUGAUCAUUUUAGUCAUCAUGUUAGCAGUGGUCGUUGUGGUCCUGGUGAUCUACUUCACCAUCAAAGUUCGCCGUGAAAGAAUGAUGAGAAAGGAAUUAAUGGAAGCUGGUCUGAUGCAUUUUGAGGAGGGAGCUGUGGAGUGCCUAAAUCCAGACUUGACGGUGGAUGAUCAAGCGGAACUCCUGCCCUAUGAUAACAAGUGGGAAUUUCCAAGAGAAAAAUUGAAAUUAGGAAGACAAUUGGGAAGCGGCGCGUUUGGUGUAGUCUUGAAAGCGGAAGCUCAAGGGAUUUGCGAGAACGAGCCAGUUACUACUGUAGCUGUAAAAAUGGUACGCCGUGCUACCAAUCUCACGUAUGUUCGUGCACUUACCAGCGAACUGAAGAUCUUGGUACAUCUUGGCAAACAUCUAAACGUUGUCAAUCUUCUUGGUGCUUGCACAAAAAAUAUCUUGAAACGUGAAUUGUUAGUGAUCGUAGAAUACUGCCGAUUUGGAAAUUUGCAUAACUACUUGUUGAGGCAUAGAGGCGACUUCAUCAAUCAGAUCGAUUCAGCAACUGGCAAAUUUGAUCCCAGUAUCGGUCUCGAUCUACUCACGAGAACUGCUAGCGUGUGCAGCACGAACAGGAUAAAAUAUGCGGAAUUGUCAUUUUCUCGCAGUAUCAGCCGUAAUUUGGGAACUGAUUCGGUGCAGUAUCACGCCGCAGCUACAGAUUCCCAGGGUAUCAGUAUGUCGCCAGAUGGUACCGUACUUAGUAACGGUUCCACUCAACCUGGGUGGUGUAACUAUCGGGGAGACUACAAGGACUAUAAUUUAAAACCAAUUUGUACGCAAGAUCUGUUGUCCUGGGCAUUUCAAGUAGCUCGUGGAAUGGAAUAUCUCAGCCAGAGAAAGGUACUGCACGGUGACCUGGCUGCUAGAAAUAUUCUGCUAGCCGAGAACAAUGUUGUAAAGAUAUGCGACUUCGGUCUGGCAAAGACCAUGUAUAAAGAAGAAAAUUAUAAAAAGAAAGGUGAUGGUCCAUUACCAAUUAAGUGGUUGGCCAUCGAGUCGAUCAGAGAUCGAAUUUUCUCCACGCAAUCGGACAUUUGGUCAUUCGGUAUAGUUCUGUGGGAGUUCUUCACACUGGCCGAGACUCCAUAUCCUGGCAUGGAGGCGGAAAUACAGUACCAGAAGCUAAUUGAGGGUUACAGAAUGGAGCAGCCUGAAUAUGCUACUCCCGAAGUGUAUGAAAUAAUGCGCCAAUGUUGGAAGGCCAAGCCUACUCUACGUCCGAGUUUCACGGAGUUAGUCGACAGUAUAGGAAAUUUGUUGGAGGACAGUGUGAGAGCGCACUACAUUCAAUUAAAUGAUCCGUACCUGGACAUGAACACGAUUCUGCUCGAGAGCGGAAAGGACGAUUACCUGACGAUGUUGUCGGCUCCUGAUCAUGCUAUGCUGUCUUCACCGACUCACGAGUACGUGAACUCGCCUAUAUCUGGAUCCACGGUGGAUUCUGCCUAUUUGUGCAUGAGUCCCAGAAGCCAAACAUCAGAGUCAGGAAUAUUCAGUCCUAGACCCCAUCAAGAACGGACCCAUUUCGAUUUCCCGUCUCCAACGUCUGACUGUGAGGACGCUGUGGAAAUGUCGCCGAUGCUGAAGAAGCAGGAAGAUGAUCCGUAUCUCAAACCCAUUGAUGUCCACGAGCGGAGGGCAGAGUUUGCUAGAAACAGACAAAUGAUGAAGAAUCAGGUCGGGGUUCAUCAUCCAGCUCGGGAUUCCGGUUAUUGCAACGCGCCGAAGAAUUUAGAGCUCAUUGAUCUGAAUAAAAAAAACGACGAGAUCGCGAAGAAGUCGGAGAUGAAUUCGAACCCAACGGCCAAGAUGGGCUUCGCUCCGCCAAUCAUUAGGACUCAGGACAACUACGUAAAUAUGCCUCGGCAGAAGUGCGAUAUGAAGAAGGACUUGCCUGACGGAUUCAGCAAUCCUAGUUACGUGAUCAUAGGUAAUUGAGAGGCGAAUCGAAUACCGGGAUCUCAAGUGUUUGAAAAAUUCUGCUCCAGAGAGCAAUUCGUUUGAAAGUGCUUUUCGCUCGUGCGAUUAUCGUCUGCGAGAAUUUGUGUGUUUGAGUAUGCGUGACGUCAGGAUAAAUAUAGCGUAUAUUAUGUUAUACAGAAUAGUGCACAUACAAAUAUGUAAAGUAUAGCUUAGUACGUAAAAUAAUUGAUCCAAUGUGCCAUGAUAUGUUCGGCUAAUAGUGCACAGUCGGAUUAUACUGGAAGGGAGAAAAGAACCGAGCGAAGCUGUUGUAUCGAAAGUAUUAUAAAUAUGAUAGAGAAGAAUAAUACGAACAACAUGUCUAAAAAAACAUACUCAAACAGACGUGUUCAUAUCUUUUAGAAGCCAAGUGGGAUUUAAUUAAGAAACGAUUAUAUCCGAACAAAUUAGUGAAACAUGAAUAGGGAGGUUUGAGGGAAACGAAUUUGAACGUUCCUUUGGACAAUCCAUGACAGAAUUUUGUACAAUUCUGUACAAUCCAUUGCAUGGAAUGCUUAAAACUGCCUGCAAUGGGAUGCGUGCUUGUAGAAUCAUUAUAUACAGUUCUGUCGAUAAACGAAACAGCAGUCCGAAGAAUGAGAUUUUUCGUAUUGAACGAAUUUUCCAGGGUCAAUUGAAUCUUGAGUACAUUUAUCUAGACAAUUGUUUUAUUGCUGACGUAAUAGUUCAUUGUUUGAAUACAAAGUAUGUGGGUCCGCUUUGUGAUCUAACGAGCAUGCAGAAUUCGGUGGAAAAUAAUAAUGCAGUUCGAAUAUCGAUUUUGCAUUCGUUUUCGAAAAACUUGUGUUAAGAAGUUCGGUUCGGUAUGCUGGUUUGAAUAAGACGACGCUAUCAUUCAUUUCUUAUCAUUAUUAUUUAUUAUACGCACGAACACAAGCAUAUCAACCGAAUUUUUAUCGUCAAGUUAUUUGGCAAAUUCACAACAUUUUGUACUUGGUCCUUUCAUAUUUUACGUAUGUUUAUUUUUCACUGUGAUUUGAUAGUCUGAAAGUGGACAAUUGGUAAAAAGUUAUUUCCUCGAUACAAAUUUUCUACAAAAUUCUGUGAAAUUGUUGUGACGUAGAUUUCAUUCUUACAAAGUGAAAUAUAAUAUAAAUGCAUAAACAUUUUUUUGACUGUUCGGGUUCCAAAUUGUUAUAAAUUGAAUUGUUAAAUUGAAAUUGUUUCGACGUCGAAAUUUUGAUGUAACACGGGAAUAGUGUGUUUAGGGUAACGUACAGUUCAGACUAUUCAUUUUAUGCAGACUAUUGUUAUGGCGCUAGACAAUACACCUAAAGAGUUGUAUUGUAAUUUUAAUUCUAAUUGUGACCGAAUGUACAAAAAAAUAUUAAGAGAGACAUAGAAACGAUACCAUGAAGAUAUUUACAUAGGCGUUUACAUAACGAUAAGGGUUUAAUAUAAAUGCUUUUGACCACGUACUUAUUAACUGUCAAAGAUAGAACCACUGCUUCUAAAAGCGUCGAUUCGAAUCGAAUCGCUUUGAUCAGUAACAAGUUCUGUAUGGAUGAGCACGGACUUGCUAAUCAGUACUUAAUACUCACUGUAACGCGAGUUUUUGUCACAGGGUUUAGCGUUAUCGAUUAACAAGUUUCGAGAAAUUUAUCAGUGUAUACUGCGACCAAAGACGUGUAACGUUUCAAUGUCGGCGAGGUGUUUCAUAUUUGUAUCGAAAUAUUUUUCUACGUAGAGACACUCGAAUAAGAAGAUUUAUUAAUCAUAAACUAUUUUAUACGGAACUAUGAAAAAUAAAAGAUUUAUCUAUAAAACA